Molecule: messenger RNA, 2359 nt
Organism: Pteronotus mesoamericanus
Lineage: Eukaryota; Metazoa; Chordata; Mammalia; Chiroptera; Mormoopidae
Gene: GLB1
Product: galactosidase beta 1
Exons: 16
Coding region: 61-2073 (670 amino acids)
Biological process (GO): carbohydrate metabolic process
Cellular component (GO): vacuole
Molecular function (GO): beta-galactosidase activity
Source: RefSeq, a predicted model, not a curated record
UGCCAGGCCGCGGGUCCUCAGUCAAGUGACGCUGAGCGGCUGGCCGGGGCGCCGACUGCGAUGGAGCGGAAGGGCUGGAGAGUGGAUAUGCCGGGGGUCGUUCGCAUCCUCUCUCUGCUGCUGGUGUCCCUGCUGCUGGGCACUGCGCGCGGCUUGCGUAAUGUCUCCCAGAAGACGUUCACGAUCGACUACAACCGCCACUGCUUCCUCAAGGAUGGCCAACCGUUUCGCUACAUCUCGGGCAGCAUUCACUACUUCCGCGUGCCCCGCUUCUACUGGAAGGACCGGCUGCUGAAGAUGAAGAUGGCUGGGCUGAACGCCAUCCAGAUAUAUGUGCCCUGGAACUUUCACGAGCCCCAGCCAGGACAAUACCAGUUUUCCGAGGAUCAUGAUGUGGAAUAUUUCCUUCAGCUGGCACACGAGCUGGGGCUGCUCGUGGUCCUGAGGCCCGGACCCUACAUCUGUGCGGAGUGGGACAUGGGAGGAUUGCCUGCUUGGCUCUUAGAGAAGGAAAAUAUUGUGCUCCGUUCUUCUGACCCAGAUUACCUUGCAGCUGUGGACAAGUGGUUGGGAGUCAUUCUGCCCAAGAUGAAGCCUCUUCUCUAUCAGAAUGGAGGGCCGAUUAUAACAGUGCAGGUGGAAAAUGAGUAUGGCAGCUACUUCGCCUGUGACUAUGACUACCUGCGUUUCCUGCAGACGCGCUUCCGCUACCACCUGGGGAACGAGGUGACUCUGUUCACCACCGAUGGCUCGAAUGAGAAACUUGUGCAGUGCGGGGCGCUGCAGGGGCUGUACGCCACCGUGGACUUUGGACCAGGUGCCAACAUCACAGAUGCUUUCCUAAUCCAGAGGAAGUAUGAACCCAAAGGACCCUUGAUCAAUUCUGAAUUCUACACGGGCUGGUUAGACCAUUGGGGCCAGCCUCACUCAACAGUCAAGACCGAAGCAGUAGCAUCCUCCCUCCAGGAAAUACUUGCCCAUGGGGCAAACGUGAACUUGUACAUGUUUAUAGGUGGGACCAAUUUUGCCUAUUGGAAUGGGGCCAACACGCCCUACCAACCACAGCCCACCAGCUACGACUAUGACGCCCCACUGAGUGAGGCAGGGGACCUCACCGAGAAGUAUUUUGCUGUGCGAGAUGUUAUUCGGAAGUUUGAAAAAGUACCAGAAGGUCCUAUCCCUCCGUCCACACCCAAGUUUGCUUAUGGAAAAGUUGCUCUGAAAAAGUUAAAGACAGUGGAGGAGUCACUGAACAUUCUGUGUCCCAACGGGCCUAUUAAAAGCGUUUACCCCUUGACAUUUAUCCAGGUUAAACAGUAUUUUGGGUUUGUGCUGUACCGAACCACACUUCCUGAGGACUGCAGCAACCCCACGCCCCUCUCCUCACCCUUCAGUGGCGUCCACGACCGGGCCUACGUCUCUGUGGAUGGGGUCCCCCAGGGCAUCCUCGACCGAAGCAAUGUGAUCACUCUGAACAUAACAGGGAAAGCCGGAGCCACUCUGGACCUGCUGGUGGAGAACAUGGGACGCGUGAACUAUGGCCAUUUUAUCAAUGAUUAUAAGGGCCUGAUUUCUAACCUGACCCUCAACUCCACUAUCCUCACGGACUGGAUGAUCUUCCCGCUGGACACCGAGAGUGCAGUGUGCCACCUGGGGGGCUGGCAUGGCAGUGACCACGGAAGCCGCCAUGAUAAAGCUGGCCCCCUUGGCGCAUCUAACUACACGGUCCCGGCCUUCUAUGUGGGAAACUUCUCCAUUCCCAGUGGAAUCCCAGACCUGCCCCAGGACACCUUUAUCCAGUUUCCUGGAUGGACCAAGGGUCAGGUGUGGAUAAACGGCUUUAACCUCGGUCGUUACUGGCCAGCACGGGGCCCCCAGAUGACCUUGUUUGUGCCACGGCACAUCCUGGUGACGUCAGCCCCGAACACCAUCGCAGUGCUCGAGCUGGAACGCGCACCCUGCAGCGACAGUCCCCCCGAACCGUGCACUGUGGAGUUCGUGGACAAGCCGGUUAUCAGUGCAGCUGUGGCCUACAGCCCUCUCUUUCAAGACCUGCCUGAUCAAGACUUAUGACAACACCAUGGACAAUGACAAAAGCCUGUGAUUCUUUGCAGCACUGGCCUUUCACAUACCUCCCAUGUCCCCUUGCAGUGGCAACAUUCACUGGAGACUUCGACCAGAGAAGAGAUUCGGCCUGUACAUUUUCCCCCGAGGAUUCCCGCCACUUUGCAGCGGCUGACCCGCCCCUGCCAAGGGCUGCGUGGCCGUGCGCCGGGGGUGGGAGCACCGGGAGCACAGCGGUACUCGGGCGUGUCUGCAGCGCGGGAACAGAAGCUUUCGAGGUGUUUCUGAUUUUUAU